This is a messenger RNA of Alternaria hordeiaustralica, 273 nucleotides long. RefSeq lists its product as uncharacterized. Bases 1 to 273 code for a protein of 90 amino acids. The record is from RefSeq and is a predicted model, not a curated record. Lineage: Eukaryota; Fungi; Ascomycota; Dothideomycetes; Pleosporales; Pleosporaceae. The transcript has 2 exons.
AUGCUUAAACCCUACAAGCCCAUGGAAAUCGAAAUACAACAUGUCACACGUUUCUCCUACGGCGAAAUGACCGACGGCGCAUACGUAAUUUGGGCGCAAGGCCAGGCAGGCUGGUUUGAGAUACGACCAACAGCGCAAUACAAGCCCAUCUACGACCAGAUGGUUCAGGCUGUGGAACUUCUAUACUUUGUCACAGACAUUUACGGCGAGUCGCGGAAGAAGAGUAGCGGACCUAGUGCAGAGCUGGUCUUCCAAGAGGUCAGCAUGUCUUAG